Messenger RNA from Trichechus manatus latirostris (Florida manatee), 1187 nucleotides. RefSeq names its product interferon-inducible protein AIM2-like. Gene Ontology annotation, molecular function: double-stranded DNA binding. Gene Ontology annotation, cellular component: AIM2 inflammasome complex; cytosol; nucleoplasm. Gene Ontology annotation, biological process: cellular response to interferon-beta; activation of innate immune response. Lineage: Eukaryota; Metazoa; Chordata; Mammalia; Sirenia; Trichechidae. The record is from RefSeq and is a predicted model, not a curated record. The transcript has a single exon.
AGAAUUGACAUUUUCACAGUAUGGAGUUUUCCUAUCUAUGAGCAUGGUAUGUUUUUCCACUUAUUUAGGUCUCAUUUGGUUUCUUGCAGUAGUUUUUUGUAGUUUUCUUCUUAUGGUCUUUGUAUUCUCUUUUCUAUCUAGGUAGUUCUAUAGUUCUAGGUUUCAAAUCUCUUUCUAACCCCUCUAGAUCUCUUCCUUUGAUUUGACCUAUCUUUACUUGAUUUCCUUAUGUUUAACAUUGUGAGUGAAGUAAAGCUCCUGGAUAAUACCUUUGUUACUCACAGCUUGUCUUUGUCCUGUUGUCUUCAUCCUUAGCAGAAACAGAUGGUGGUCCAGGAGAAAUCUAUUCAAGAAAUAGGGCUGCAGAAAGGCCAUAUCACAGUAAUGGUGUUGAAAGCAAUGAAGCUAUUCAAAUUUGAGACCCAAAAAGGGAAGAAAGAGAUGAUGUUUCAUGAUUCAGUGGCUAUUGAGAGUGAAUUCAAUAUAAAGCUAAAAGAUAAACUCACCCUAAAGACAAUAAUUAUAAUAUAACGGUAGUAUUGGCAUAAUGGUUUUCUGGAAAUUCAUAGUACCUCAGUUGUGUUUGAUGCUGAAUCUGACCAAAAGAUCAGUGCCCCAAACCACAUUAUCAGAAAAGCUGGUGAAACCUCAAAGAUCAAUAAGCUUCAAACUCAGCCUCUUGGAAAAAUUGUGAAUGGAAUGUUUGUAAUACAGAAGAUAAGUUCCUAUGUAUAAUUUUGUAUUGAUUAGUCUGAAUAACUUUUCUCCACUCUGAGAUUGAAGGGACUUUAGAAAUCAUUCAUUUUAAUGCUUUAUAUAGAGGAAAAACAAACAUAAAAAUCUAAACAGAUAAACCCAAAAAGAACUAAUGUGCCACAAAGUUAAUGAUGUAUCCAUACUCAAAUACGUCUGAAGUCUUUUUAUUCUCAUGAAGCCAUCACAACCCUCUUUCAACUUUUUUUUAUUCUUGUAGCCUCUGAAAAAGGAAUUACUUCUUACACAAAUAAUGUUUGCCCUCUGCAUUAUUUUUGUACUUUAUGCAUACAUAUGAUCUUUAUUUUAAGUGACUAUCAUUGUGAUAUAUAUGUAUAUAUGUGUACACAUACAUGUGUGUGUAUAUAUGUACAUACAUGCAUACAUAUAUAUGUAUAUCUCCUAUUGGUUCUGUUUUUCUGGAGUACCCUAAU